AUGUACAUCACCCUCUUCUACCUCGUCACUCGUCUCCCUGACUCGCUUCGCUCAGUUAGGGACCACUCUCUCUCCCUUUGCCCCACCGAGCUCACUGUCGACCUGCUCGAGGAGCGCCUCACUGCAGCUGAGACUAGCAUAGUCGUUGUAGGAGCUUCUCGCGGCGACCCUCGCGCCCCUUUCUUUGAGAGGUGUUCCCCCGUUCCCCUUUUGCCCUCUGUUGCUUCUGCUGCUGCUGUCGACCUCGUUGGCAUGGAGGAGGUUGGGCCUGCGUCUGCUCCUAGUGGGAGGCGCCGCAGCGGCAAGGGCAAGGGGAGCAAGGGUGGUGGAGGGGACGGCAGGGGCGGCGGUGGUGGCGGUGGAGGAGGCGGAGGGGGUGGGGGUGGAGGUGGGGGUGGUGGCGGGAGUGGGGGCGUCGGUGGCGGCGGUGGAGGUGGGGGCGGCAGCGGCAGCGGUAGUGGGGGUGGCGUCGGCGGUGGUGCUGGUCGGGGUGGAGCCGCGCAGCGUGGAGGCUUUGGCGGUAGCCAGCGACAGCAACAGCCGCGUUCCUGUGAGGCCCCGUCGCCCCAGCAGCUUUGUGAGUGGUACGCUGGGCGUGGGAGGUCUGGGGGUGCUGGUCCAUGCGCUUACGUUCUCCGCACCGCUGGGCGCCAUGGGGAGACGUGCGGGCUGCCACACGCGAUGCAGCGAUGUUUCGGUCGCCUGUCUGAUGCCUGGCGUGCACAGUUUCCUGACGCCACUGAGCUCCCUCGCUUGGCUGAUCUGCUUAAGUCUGGUGUUGCUAUCUUUGAUCUUGAUUACGAUGCUAUCCUUGGUGCCAUGUAUGCUGUGACUAUUAGUGCUGAGGGUGACUGUUACCUGUGUGUGCCGCCCGACUCAGAUAUAGAGGCUGCUGCUCUAGGUGCUAGUGAGUCUACUGCUCCAGGUACUGGUGAGUCUGCUCUCUUGGGUUCUGCGCCUGCUGAGGCCUUGCACACCUUCACGCUUGACUCAGGUGCUUCCUGCUCCACCUUUCGCGACAGCACCACGCUCACGCCGCUAAGUUGGCCGGUUGCUGUCUCCCUGGCGGACCCCUCUAGGGGCCCAGUCCUUGCGCACUCUUCUAUGGUUUUGCCAUUCCGGCGGUCCCGUCUGGCUCACUGUCGGGUCUUCACCCCCCCUCGUUCUCUACGAACUUGGUAG
Closterium sp. NIES-65 is the source of this 1182-nucleotide messenger RNA. The record is from the annotation of a GenBank genome assembly. Lineage: Eukaryota; Viridiplantae; Streptophyta; Zygnematophyceae; Desmidiales; Closteriaceae.